GAAUCUUGUAUAUAACAGCGCGUACAUAUAUUUUUCUUAUGUCGCAGUAUACAUCAUCGUCGCGUUUUGCGUCGCUUUGUCUCUGCAGGCGACACCGAACAAACCGUGCGACGAAAGUCCUUUGCCCGUCGAAUUGAGGGUGGACGGUUGCAACAGUUUACCGUGCAAUUUGCACAGAGGAACUAACUUGACGGCGCAAUGGGAUUUUGUUGCCGACAGCGACUCAACGAAGUUGACAAUCAGCGUGAAUGUUAUGAUUUUUGGAUAUACGGUCAAAUAUCCGUAUCUUCAGCCGGACGCGUGCAAAUCCUUGUCCAGCGGUAAAUGCCCGUUGAAGAAAGGCGACAAGGCCACGUACACUCUGGUCAUGCCGAUAGUGGAGUCAAUUCCGACUAUACCCGUGACCUUUGAAUUCGGUUUAUAUAACGAGCAAAGUAAACCACAGGUGUGCUUCAAAUUGGACGGCAAGGUGGUCAAAAAAAAAUAGUCUCUCUUCCCAACGCUUUUAGCUACUAUAAAAUUGUUUCACAACUGUUGCUGUCGAAUUCUUUAAUAUUCUAGAAUUUUAUCUUACAUAUUUCUAACAAACUAUCAAAUGAUCGAGAAGUAAAGUAGUGUGACAUGUAU
Messenger RNA from Pseudomyrmex gracilis, 627 nucleotides. Its product is annotated as epididymal secretory protein E1-like. NCBI's taxonomy places the organism in Eukaryota, Metazoa, Arthropoda, Insecta, Hymenoptera, Formicidae. The record is from RefSeq and is a predicted model, not a curated record. The transcript is spliced from 2 exons. Gene Ontology annotation, molecular function: sterol binding. The annotation marks the transcript as partial. Gene Ontology annotation, biological process: sterol transport.